AUGUCUCGUCAGUCUGUCUGCAGGAGCUUUGGCGUCGGGGGGAGAAAGGGAUUCAGUUCCUGCUCUGCCGUCGGUGGUGGAUUUGGAGGUGGUGGUGGCCGCAGCAGAGUCAGCUACAGCUCCUACUCCUCGUCCAGAGGAGGAGGAGGAGGAGGAGGAGGGAGCAGUCGGAGCCUCCAUAACAUGGGCAGCAGCAGAAGGAUUGCCAUGGGUGGAUGCUACGGUGGCGGUGGCUAUGGAGGAAGGAUGGGAGGCUACGGCGGAGGAAUGAGCUGCGGAGGGAUGGGAGGAGGAGGAAUGGGAAUGGGUGGCUUUGGUGGGGGAAUGGGUGGUGGAAUGUGUGGUGGUGGAGGAAUGGGUGGCUUUGGUGGUGGCAUGGGUGGUGGAAUGGGUGGUGGAAUGGGAGGUGGAAUGGGAGGUGGUGGUAUGGGAGGUGGUGGAAUGGGUGGCUUUGGUGGCCCUGGGUUCCCUGGAGGGAUCCAACCGGUGCAAGUUGACCCCAACCUCCUUCGUCCCGUCCACGUUGAAAUCGACCCCCAAAUCCAGCAAGUGAAAAACCAGGAGAAGGAGCAGAUCAAGACCCUGAACAACCAAUUUGCUUCCUUCAUUGACAAGGUGCGAUUCCUGGAGCAGCAGAACAAGGUCCUGUCCACCAAGUGGGAACUGCUGCAGCAACAAGGGCCACAAGGGCCGAGGAAGAACCUGGAUGUGAUCUUUGAGAACUACAUCCAGAACCUGCGGAGGAGGCUGGAGUCUCUGCUGGGGCAGAGGGGACAGCUGGAGUCAGAGCUGCAGAACAUGAGGCAGUACGUGGAGGAGUUCAAAACCAAGUAUGAAGAGGAGAUCAACCGUCGCACAGCUGCUGAGAACGAGUUUGUGGUGCUGAAGAAGGAUGUGGACUGUGCCUACAUGACCAAGGUUGAGCUGGAAGCCAAGGUGGGAGCUCUGACUGAUGAGAUCAACUUCCUGAGGUGCAUCUACGAGGAGGAGCUGUCUCAGAUGCAGACCAUCAGCAGGGACCUGUCUGUGGUGGUGUCCAUGGACAACAACAGGCACCUGGACCUGGAGAGCAUCAUCGAGGAGGUCAGACGACAGUACGAGCAGAUCGCCCAGAGCAGCAGAGCUGAGGCCGAGGCCUGGUACCAGAGCAGGUAUGAGCAGCUGCAGAGCACAGCAGGACGACACGGGGACAACCUCCGCAACACCAAGAUGGAGAUCCAGGAGCUGUCCAGGAACAUCCAGAGGCUGAGGGCGGAGAUUGAGAACGUGAAGAAACAGGUAAGG
This is a messenger RNA of Acanthisitta chloris (rifleman), 1284 nucleotides long. Its product is annotated as keratin, type II cytoskeletal 3-like. Gene Ontology annotation, biological process: intermediate filament organization; keratinization. Gene Ontology annotation, molecular function: structural constituent of skin epidermis. NCBI's taxonomy places the organism in Eukaryota, Metazoa, Chordata, Aves, Passeriformes, Acanthisittidae. The record is from RefSeq and is a predicted model, not a curated record. Gene Ontology annotation, cellular component: keratin filament.